GUUCCAAUCUACACCUGAUCUCAAGAUCAUUCCCAAUUAAACUUUUCAACUCAUUCAAGAUGCAGCUCCAAUCUUCUCUUCUCUCCCUUGCCAGCAUCCUGGCCCUUGCUGUGGGAGCCCCUGCCGGAGUCAACACCGACAACCUCACCCGCAGCCAGAAGGCGCUCUUGGAUUCCUCCAAGCUUAUUUGUGGCCAGUAUCCCGGCAGCGAGUGGGUCGGGAUCGGCCCGCUGAAGGUUCCGUGUAACUCUCCUCUCCUCGCUACUCGCGAUGAGUCCACCGACUUGGACACCAACUGGACGCACGAGUACGCGAAGAAGAGACAUGAGGGCAUUGAGGAGGACGGUGUUGAGGUUAAGCGUGACGAGAUCACUGACCUCGACACUAACUGGACGCACGAGUACGCGAAGAAAAGACACGAGGGCAUGGAGGAGGACGGUGUUGUUAAGCGUGACGAGAUCACUGACCUCGACACCAACUGGACGAAAGAAUACGCGUAA
Messenger RNA from Colletotrichum acutatum, 500 nucleotides. RefSeq lists its product as uncharacterized. The transcript is spliced from 2 exons. Bases 60 to 500 code for a protein of 146 amino acids. NCBI's taxonomy places the organism in Eukaryota, Fungi, Ascomycota, Sordariomycetes, Glomerellales, Glomerellaceae. The record is from RefSeq and is a predicted model, not a curated record.